AUGGAGCUAAAAAGAGAUUUUCCCGCGACUUCAGCGCUUUUCUGCUGCUGGAUCAUCUGCAUGAACUCCGUGCUGGCUGAAGACUGGACUCACGGUCACACUGAGGACGAGCUCUUCAGGAGCUUGUUUGGGGGCUACAGCAAGUGGACGCGUCCCGCGAGAAACAUCACCGACGUGGUUAUCGUCAAAUUCGGCCUCUCAAUCGCACAGCUGAUAGACGUGGAUGAGAAGAAUCAGAUGAUGACGACCAACGUGUGGCUGAAACAGGAAUGGACCGACUACAAGCUGCAGUGGAGUCCCGCCGACUUCGAUAAUGUGACGUCCAUCAGAGUCCCCUCCGAGCUCAUCUGGGUGCCCGACAUUGUGCUGUACAACAAUGCAGACGGAGAGUUCGCCGUCACCCACAUGACCAAGGCACAUCUAUUUCACACCGGUCGUAUCCGCUGGGUGCCACCCGCCAUCUACAAGUCUUCCUGCUCCAUUGAUGUCACCUUCUUCCCUUUCGACCAGCAAAGCUGCAAAAUGAAGUUUGGCUCCUGGACGUACGACCGCGCCAAAAUCGACCUGGAGCCCUUUGAGAACACAGUGGACCUGAAGGAUUACUGGGAGAGCGGAGAGUGGGCAAUUGUCAACGCUGUUGGCACCUACAACACCAAGAAAUACGACUGCUGCCAUGAGAUCUACCCCGACAUCACCUACUACUUCGUCAUCCGCCGCCUCCCGUUGUUCUACACCAUCAACCUCAUCAUCCCCUGCCUCCUCAUCUCCUGCCUCACCGUCCUCGUCUUCUACCUCCCUUCAGACUGCGGCGAGAAGAUAACGCUAUGCAUCUCCGUGCUGCUGUCGCUCACCGUCUUCCUGCUGCUCAUCACCGAGAUCAUCCCGUCCACGUCGCUGGUCAUACCGCUGAUCGGGGAGUAUCUGCUCUUCACCAUGAUUUUCGUCACGCUGUCCAUCGUCAUCACCGUGUUUGUGCUGAACGUGCACCACCGCUCGUCUGCGACGCACACCAUGCCGCGAUGGGUUCGGAGGCUUUUCCUGUCGGCGGUGCCACGCUGGCUGUGCAUGAAGCGUCCAGAGCAUGGAGUCAGGCCUGUGAGGCGCCGCCAUUUGACUGAUAAACUCCUCCCCAUCCGGACCCCAGGCCCCUCCCACAGUUCGUCCACCUGGCUCACUCAGGAGUCCGACAUCGAUCUCCGUGGUUACCAGAACGAUGGUUCCCACAGCAGCCACCAGCUCGACUCCUUGGAUGAAAUCCACUACUGUGACCUUCACGGUUACAUGAACACAGAUCACUUGGGGAGUUUCGGGGUGAAGGUCGCUGGUCUAUUAAAACAACCGAGGAUUUCCCCGCUCUCUCCUCCUUUCCCUCCGUCUCUGCGUUACAUCCUCCUCCCGCAGAGCGACUCCUCACUCAGCUUUGUCUUAGACACCCCUCCUUUGGAGCAUGGUUCGAUCCAGAGUUCAUCUGCCUCUGUUUUGUCUCCUGCGGUGGUUUCAGCGCUGGAGGGGGUGACCUACAUCGCAGAGCACCUCAGAGCCGAAGACGCAGACUUCUCAGUGAAGGAGGACUGGAAGUACGUCGCCAUGGUUGUCGACCGGAUCUUCCUGUGGAUGUUCAUUAUCGUGUGUCUGCUGGGAACAGUCGGACUCUUCCUGCCUCCGUGGCUCUCCGGGAUGUUUUAG
Messenger RNA from Plectropomus leopardus (leopard coralgrouper), 1686 nucleotides. RefSeq names its product neuronal acetylcholine receptor subunit alpha-2-like. Gene Ontology annotation, molecular function: transmembrane signaling receptor activity; acetylcholine-gated monoatomic cation-selective channel activity. Gene Ontology annotation, biological process: monoatomic ion transmembrane transport. NCBI's taxonomy places the organism in Eukaryota, Metazoa, Chordata, Actinopteri, Perciformes, Serranidae. The record is from RefSeq and is a predicted model, not a curated record. Gene Ontology annotation, cellular component: postsynaptic membrane.